Messenger RNA from Triticum urartu, 2547 nucleotides. RefSeq lists its product as uncharacterized. Gene Ontology annotation, molecular function: protein binding. Lineage: Eukaryota; Viridiplantae; Streptophyta; Magnoliopsida; Poales; Poaceae. The record is from RefSeq and is a predicted model, not a curated record.
AUGAGGAGACGAGGCGCCAACGCUCAGCUCGCCGGCACCGCCGCGCUCUUCCUGCUGGUAGCAGCCAUCCCGGCGACGACGGCUGCCGUGUUGCCAUCGGAGGGCGAUGCCCUUUUGGCAUGGAAGGCCAGCCUCGUUGAGGCAGCCGCGCUCUCCAACUGGACCAGGGACGUGCCGGUCUGUAACUGGGUCGGCGUGUCCUGCGACGCCAUUGGACGCGUCUUCGAGCUAAGGCUCGAGGGACUCGAUCUCUUGGGCGGACUCGAUACGCUCGACACCACGGCGUUCCCGGCGCUCGCCGUUCUGAACCUUUGGGGGAACAACCUCCGAGGGGCCAUCCCGGCAAGCAUUUCGCUGCUGCGUUCCCUCGUAUCACUCAACCUCAGCAACAACAGUUUCAACAGCUCCAUCCCACCGCAGCUCGGCGACAUCGCCGGCCUCCAGACCCUCAACCUCCGCAACAACAGCCUUUUCGGAGACAUCCCGCGCCAGCUCUGCAGGCUCCUUCCCGUCAGGGAACUCGACCUGUCAAACAACCAGCUCACGGGGAACCUCCCGGAUUGUUGGUGCAAGCUCAAGGCUCUGCAGUACAUCAACUUGUCAAAAAAUCGGCUCAUCGGCAACCUGCCGAACUGCUGGUGCAAACUCCAGGCUCUGCGAUACAUCAACCUGUCAAAAAACUGGCUCGCCGGGAAUCUCCCGGACUGCUGGUGGAAUCUGCAAGCUCUGCAUUUCAUGAACCUAGCCAAUAACUCCUUCUCAGGUGAAAUCCCCGUGACUAAGGCAAACCACAACUGUUCUCUCACCGUCCUAAAACUUAACAAAAAUGCCUUUGUUGGAACCAUCCCACACCUAGAGGGUUGUGACUCGCUGGCAACCCUCGACCUCAGCCACAAUAUGUUCAACGGCUCCAUCCCACCACAACUCGGUGAUAUCCGUAGCCUCAUCAACCUCCAGCUCUACAAUAACAACCUCACUGGGGCCAUCCCGCACCAGCUCUGCGGGUUCCUCUCCAUGAGAAUACUCUAUUUGUCAAACAAUCGGCUCACCGGGAACCUCCCGGACUGCUGGAGGAAUCUACAGGCUCUGCAGCUCAUGGACCUAUCCAGGAACUCCUUCACAGGUGAAAUCCCCGCGACUAAGGCAAGUCACAACUGCUCUCUCAUGUACCUAAACCUCGCCAAAAAUGCCUUUGCUGGGACCUUCCCACACCUAGAGGGAUGCAACUCGCUGAUCGCCCUCGUCCUUGGCAACAAUAGGUUCCACGGCUCCAUCCCACCACAGCUCGGCAACAUGCAAAACCUCGUCAGCCUCCAACUCUACAAAAACAAGCUCAUCGGUGACAUCCCUCAGCAGCUCUGCGGGCUACUCUCCAUCAUGGUACUUGAUCUAUCAGACAACCGGCUCACCGGGGACCUCCCAGCGUGCUGGUGCAAUCUCAAGGCUCUAUGGUUCAUGGACUUGUCCAAAAACCGGCUAACUGGGAAGCUCCCGGGCUGCUGGUGGAACCUGCAGGCUCUAGAGUUUAUGGACCUGUCUGACAACUCCUUCUUAGGUGAAAUCCCUCUCGCAAAGGCAAGCCAAAACUGCUCUCUCAAGUCAUUGCAUCUUGCCAGAAAUGGCUUUGCUAGUGUCUUCCCACAGGUCCUAAGGGGAUGCAAUUCACUGGUCACCCUAGACAUCGGGAACAAUAGGUUCUUUGGUGCUGUCCCUCCAUGGACCGUGAUUCAUUUUCCAUCAUUGAGAAUCCUUAGCCUCAGAUCAAACAACUUCACUGGAGAAAUUCCUUUGGAGCUUUCGCGACUUUCACAGCUUCAAUUGCUCGACAUGGCAAACAAUAGCUUUGUUGGAUCAAUUCCAUUAUCCUUCGGAAACUUGACCUCUAUGAGGGAUCCAAAAAAUAUGCCAACUCUGAGACCACUCCACGGAAUGAAAUUUUGGGAUAGGAUCAACAUAACCUGGAAGGGGCAAGAUAUAAUUUUCCAUAAAGCACUCAAGUUACUAAUUGGUAUCGAUUUGUCAGACAAUUUAUUUUCUCGAUGCAUCCCUGAAGAGCUAACCAAACUUCAAGGCAUCCAAUUCCUGAAUCUAUCAAGAAAUCACCUGUCAUGCAGCAUUCCUGAAGACAUCGGCAAUUUGAAUUUGCUCGAGUCCCUUGAUCUAUCAUCUAAUGGACUUACAGGAGCAAUUCCCCUAAGCAUGUCGAGCUUAUCAUGGCUAAACACGUUGAAUGUCUCAAACAAUCUUUUGUCGGGCAAGAUACCGACUGGGAGUCAAAUGCAAACCCUGACUAACCCAUCGAUUUACUCCAACAAUUCUGGGCUCUGUGGAUUUCCUCUUGACAUGUGUGCAGAUACUUUGCUUUCACCAAAUGAGAGAAAUGGCGAAGAUGAGGAUCCGUGGUUGUGCUAUUGGGUGAUUGCCGGGAUUGUGUUUGGUUUCUGGCUAUGGUUUGGUAUGCUCUUUAGAGUUAAGGCUUGGAGAUGUGCUUUUCUCUUCUUUGUGGAUGGUGUGCAAUGUAACAUUAUGAAGAAGGUAUCACGUUAG